This is a messenger RNA of Calypte anna (Anna's hummingbird), 2464 nucleotides long. RefSeq names its product talin rod domain containing 1 (gene TLNRD1). The coding region runs from base 598 to 1665 and encodes 355 amino acids. The record is from RefSeq and is a predicted model, not a curated record. The transcript has a single exon. Gene Ontology annotation, molecular function: actin binding. NCBI's taxonomy places the organism in Eukaryota, Metazoa, Chordata, Aves, Apodiformes, Trochilidae.
AUGGUGCGCAGCCGCCGCCCCUCCGGCUCUUCCGAGUUGCGCCCGGCUGGCGCUCGCCGACCAGAGUACCCGGGGGCACGGUAGCAACUUGAAGGGGUGGGACCCCGCCCCAACUCCGUGCGACUGCUGGGCGUCUCUGAGGUAUUCCUUUUGAUAAAAGGGAACUUUAAGCAGGAUCCCGCAGCCGGGAAGCCGGAGGAGGUGGUGGAAGGGAGGGAAGCCAGCGUGCGAAAAGGAAAAAAAAAAAAAAAAAAAAAAAAAGGAAAAAGAGAAAAAGAAAAAAAAAGAAAUACAUAUUUUAGCUAAACGAUGCUAGAACGGGGCCCGGGGGCUCCCGGCGAGCGCCGAUCCUCCGCAGGAGCGCCCUAGGAGCGAAGGCUGGCAGCGGAGCGGGGCGGGCGCCCCGGCGGAGCUCGCUCCCCGCAGCAGCAGCAGCCCCGGCGCCCAGAGCCUUUUCUUGCCUCCCGGCGAUUAAUGGAAUGAUGUUGCGGAAAAGGCAGAGCGAUCCUGCCGGGCUCAGUCGGGACUGCUCGGGCGGCGGUGGCAGAGGCGGUGGCAGUGGGGUAGCGAGCGGCAUGCGAGUGCCCCCCCGGCGCUAUGGCUAGCGGCGGCUCUGGCAAGUCCAGCAGCGAGGUGUCCGGCGGUGGCAUCCCCAGCAGCAGUUCCCUGCAGAGGAAGAAGCUCAUCUCUAUCUGUGACCACUGCAAGAUCAAGAUGCAACUGGUGGCUGAUCUGCUCCUGCUGUCGAGCGAGACCAGGCCGGUGAACACAGAGAGCCUGUCUGUCUUUGGCGAGUCGUUUGAGAAGUGCAGGGACACGAUCAUUGCCAGGACCAAAGGACUCUCCAUCUUGACCCAUGAUGUCCAGAGCCAGCUCAACAUGGGACGCUUCGGGGAGGUGGGGGAAAGCCUAAUGGAAAUGGGGGAGCUGGUGGUCUCCCUGACUGAAUGCUCUGCCCACGCUGCCUACCUUGCUGCAGUGGAGACUCCAGGGGCCCAGCCUGCCAUGCCUGGCUUGGUGGAUCGCUACAAGGUGACCCGAUGUAGGCAUGAGGUGGAGCACGGCUGCGGGGUCUUGAAGACUACUCCUUUGGCAGAUAUGAGCCCUCAACUCCUGCUGGAGGUUUCUCAGAACAUGUCCAAGAACUUGAAAUUCCUGACAGAUGCCUGUGUGCUGGCCAGUGAGAAAUCCAAGGAUAAAUUUGCCAAGGAGCAGUUCAAACUCAGUGUCAAAUGUAUGAGCACCAGCGCCUCUGCCCUCUUGGCGUGUGUCAAGGAGGUCAAGACUUCACCCAGCGAGCUGACCAGGAACCGAUGUGUCUUGUUCAGUGGACCUUUGGUGCAGUCUGUCUAUGCUCUGGUGGGCUUUGCCACUGAGCCCCAGUUUUUGGGUAAAGCUGCCACCAUUAAUCCAGAGGGCAAAGCUGUGCAAACUGCCAUCCUAGGAGGAGCCAUGAGUGUGGUAUCUGCUUGUGUGCUUCUGACCCAAUGCCUCAGGGAUAUAGCCCAACACCCCGAAAGUAGCACCAAAAUGAGCGAUUACAGGGAAAGGUUGAGGAACUCCGCUUGCGCCGUCUCGGAUGGCUGCAACCUGUUAUCUCAGGCACUAAGAGAAAGAUCUUCACCUAGGACUUUACCGCCAGUGAACUCCAAUUCUGUGAAUUAACCCCUACAUCUUCUAUUUAGAUCCCAGUCAUUGCUAAAGGAAAAUAAUAUCCCACCUCCUCACCCCUUUUUUGUAUACCAAAGAAUUUGCUUGGAUGAGCCCAAUCAUUUGAUUUCAUGUGGUGAAGAAGCAGAACAGCAUUUUCAAACUAUACGUACUAAUAAAGGUAGCCAGUUUCGGCUUUUUAUUUUACUUUAAAGUCAAGUAUCUGUAGAUAAAUUUUCCUUUAUUCAGCAAGGUCUUCACACAAAUGGUAACAGCUGUUUAAAAGUUUUUUUAUAUUUGGGGAGGUGGGGGUAUCUUAAAAAAGAAAAAAAAAAAAAAAGAAGCUUUAAUCGCGCUGGGUGCGGUUUUUAAAGUUUGUCUUGUCUUGUCUUCCGAAAUUUCCCUUCUAAAUUUUACUGUUUUGUUGUGCAGGAAAAAGGUUACCUCAGUUCUCACUCGUUUAAAAAAAAAAAAAGAUAAAACCCAACAACACAUAGAUGAUGGAUGUAGCUACUAUUUUGUUUGGUUUUGUUUUGUAUGACUUUUUUUUUUUUUUUUUUAAAUUCAGCAUCAAGUGUUAGGUUAGAAGUGCAUUUGGUGUGUAGGAGUGGAAGGACUGGAGGUUGUGAUUAUGUUUUCCAUGUGUUGAUUUCCAAACUGGGGGAAAAGCUACUGUGAGUGUUAAAGCAAAACAAACAAACAAAAAAUUACACUAUAACAUAAGUGAUUUUUAAUUUUUUUUUUCCAAUGUCAGUUUUUAUCUUGCAUGUACUGGAGUAUUUAUUUCAUCUAUUAAAAUGUUAUGUUUCUCAGA